AAAAACCAGUUCUGCUUCAAUUCUCCCGUUGAACUAGCAGAGGUUCUUCCAAUUUUAAAGACCGAUCGUCUGGAAUUGAUUAUAUAGCACAAAUAUUGGCCCAUAUUUCUCAUUUUCCAGAUUGAAAAAAACUCACUUUCUUGGUCUAUUGAUAAGAGGUUUGGCAAAGUUAAACAAGAUUUCGAAAGAUUUUAAAACAAAACUAAUUUUAAAUUAAUCCCAAAGAUUUGAGAGUUCCAUGUUAUUAGAAUGAAUUCUUUGUUGCGAUUACGUCUUGUAGUUUUUUCAAUUGUUGUUCUGCUUCCCAAUUUGGUUCACGCUGGGUCAGGAGAAUUCUGCUUGUACAGUUCUGACUGCGAUGACCUUGAACAAUGCUGUGCAUAUAACGAAUGUCAUCUUUCAUGUCCUAUACGUGGAUGUUUUCUUGACUGGCACUGCCACGAAGAACAAGUUUGCUGCGAAGACAACGAAUGCCACGAUUUCUGCCCCUCGGCUAUCCGGUUCCUGAUUGGACUGGGUUUGACAUGUUUCUGCUGCUUCUCUGUGUUCUUGGUCUGCGUAGUCUUCUGUCUAACACGAAGUAACAAAAAUAAUUCCGCUCAGCAAGCUCAACCGAUUCCUCCUGUGAUGUUCAGUCGUCCAUACAACUUUUAUGCGACAGGAAAUAAUACAGAUCUACCGCCAUACGAGCCAAACAUGGGCACCAAUUUACCCUCAACUGGAACCACAGGGUACCCGAAAAUGCCUCUACCGCCUUAUCAACCCCCCUCCCAACCUCCACCAAAUAUUGAAGGAAGCUCGGAGACGGGCGUCGAACAGAACGUGAAUCAAGCGCAAACGCAAGAUGGCAAUCACGCAAAUGCGUUUACAGCAGCAGCUGCUCAGCCAACCAAUAAUGGCCAAUCAAGUAGCAGUGUUGAUGACAACAUUCGAUUUGUAGCGCCAGGAAACUUGCAAUUUGACAAAAAAAAAUAGCAACAAAGUAGCAAAAAAUUUCCAUUAAUUAUUCAGUGCAAC
Messenger RNA from Symsagittifera roscoffensis, 1017 nucleotides. RefSeq lists its product as uncharacterized. The transcript is spliced from 4 exons. The coding region runs from base 250 to 975 and encodes 241 amino acids. The record is from RefSeq and is a predicted model, not a curated record. Lineage: Eukaryota; Metazoa; Xenacoelomorpha; Acoela; Convolutidae.